AUGCAUGGGCAAUUUCCAAUAGGCAUCUUUAAGCUACCAAAUUUGCGGGUUCUUGACGUGAAGUACAACCAAGAUCUCACUGGUUCUUGGCCUCACUUUCAAUAUUGGAGUAGUCGUUUGGAGGAAAUUGACCUUGGAAGCACCGGUUUCACUGGUGAGCUACCCACUUCUAUGGGAAAUUUCGGCUCCUUGAUUGCUUUGAAUAUUGGGGGUUGCAACUUCUCAGGAUCCAUUCCUUCUUCAAUUGACCUCUAUGAUAAUCAAUUGUCCGGUCCAUUCACUUUUGGGCUUACAAACUUGACACAACUGGUUGUCCUUAACUUGAGCGGCAAUCAUUUAUCUGGUCCAAUUCCUUUUGGGCUUAUGAACCUCACAAAAUUAUAUGUCUUGGGCCUUUGGGAGAAUGAGUUUGAAGGUCAGUUUACAAUCUCCAUCUUUAAACAAAAUAAUCUUUAUUUUCUUGAUAUUUCUGCUAAUUACCUUAGUGGAACUUUGUUUAUUUGCAACAUGACUUCUCUUCAUAUCCUUGAUGUGUCUGAUAACUACUUUAGUGGUUCACUUCUUCCAUGCUUGCACAAUAUCUUGGAAUUGAGGAUGAUUAGUUUGAGAGGAAACAAAUUCCAAGGACUAUUGCCAAGAUCAUUGUCCAAUUGCACCAUGUUAGAGGCCAUUGAUGUUAGUGAUAAACAAUUCAAUGACACUUUUCCCUCUUGGUUGGGAAAUCUUCCAAACUUAAAGCUUCUCCUCUUGCAGUCCAACAAAUUCUAUGGGCAAAUAUUAGAAAGUCCUGAAACCAAUUAUCAAUUCCCCAACUUGCGAAUUAUUGAUCUUUCUUACAAUAGUUUUAUCGGAAGGUUGCCAUUAAAGUCCUUUAGAAAUUGGACAAUGAAUUCCACUUGA
Messenger RNA from Quercus lobata, 900 nucleotides. RefSeq names its product receptor-like protein 9DC3. The transcript has 2 exons. The record is from RefSeq and is a predicted model, not a curated record. NCBI's taxonomy places the organism in Eukaryota, Viridiplantae, Streptophyta, Magnoliopsida, Fagales, Fagaceae. The coding region runs from base 1 to 900 and encodes 299 amino acids. Gene Ontology annotation, molecular function: protein binding.